Salmo salar (Atlantic salmon) is the source of this 2664-nucleotide messenger RNA. RefSeq names its product adenosine receptor A1. The record is from RefSeq and is a predicted model, not a curated record. Gene Ontology annotation, cellular component: plasma membrane. Lineage: Eukaryota; Metazoa; Chordata; Actinopteri; Salmoniformes; Salmonidae. Gene Ontology annotation, biological process: G protein-coupled receptor signaling pathway. Gene Ontology annotation, molecular function: G protein-coupled receptor activity.
CAAGACCAGGAGAUAGGUGGGCAGAGAGGGUAAUGACGGUUUAUGAAUGUGAGUUUAUUCUGUCAGUCAGUGCAGAAGAAUAGAGUGAGAGGAAGAGAUAGGGAGGUAAAGAGCGAGGGAAGGUUUACAGAGGACAGAUUAGAACUGUCAUAGACUUAUAUUUACAUUUUGCAUUUACAUUUUAGUCAUUUAGCAGACGCUCUUAUCCAGAUCUAUACAUCCACAACAUAUGAGGUUCAGCCAUGGAACACAUGUGGCUGAUCUCGGUGAGUCAGUGUGUGGUAUCUGUGUCGGUGAUCGUGGUGAGUGUGAGGAUGUCUAUGGGUGGUGGUGGGAUGGAGGAGGAUGGAGGAGGACAGGGUGGAGGUGGUCAUACCCGGAGCGGGAGUGUUUCUGCCUGCCUGAAGUUGUGUCUAGGCUGGGUGGGGGCAGUGGGGGGUGCGGUAGGGGUGCCUGUCUCUGUGCUGCUGAACCUGAGGAGUCCCCAGUGCCUGUACACCUGCAUCACCCUGGUGUGCUGUCCUCUGCUGGUCAGGCAGUUCACUGUCUGCCUGCUGCUGCUCAUGACCCUCAACUCCCACCUGAAGCACCGCAUGGGGAGCAGCUACAGUUUGCUGGUGACACGUCGGCGGGCCCUGUGUGUGGUCCUGCUGUGCUGGGUGGCCUCUGUCCUCUCUUCCUUUGCCCAGUUCAUCGGCUGGAACGUCCUGGACACCUGGGGAGGGGAAGAGGGAUGGCUGGAUGGGCUGGGGCUGGACGGCAUCCCCCCAGGCAACUGGACUUCCCCUCCUCCCCGUCCGAUGCCUCCCAAGUACAACCAGGACCGCUCUGUGAUCGGGAAGUACCUCCCUUACGGCGGCUUCCUGUCCAAGUUCUACGUGGAGGAUCUCCAUAACUUCACCUAUGCCGAGAUCCAUGGGAGCCACUGGGGGGUGUGUGCCCCCGACACCGUCCUCAGCCCCCAGUUCCUGGUCUAUGUCUAUGGGGUGACCGUCUUCCUGCUCCCCCUAAUGGGCCUGCUGGCCAUUUACCUAGAUCUGGUCUGUGUGAUGCCCAGACAGGACCCUAAUGGUCCAGGCUCCGGCCCCCCAAAACGCUGCUCUCCCCUUGCCCGCUCCCUAGGCCUCUCCCUCUGCCUCCUUAUCCUCCUGUGUCUGCCCCUUCACAUCACCCACUCCCUCCUGCUUUUCUCCCCAGGCACACUGCCCUCGACCUGGGCUUUCCCGCUGGUCUCGCUCCUGUCGCAGCUCUACGGUCUGGUGCCCCCUCUCCUCUUCACCAUUCCCAUACAACGGGUGGGGGCCGAACAGGCACCCCUACCUCUGCCCCACCUGGCCCCCACAGGGGGUAAGACGGUGGGCAGAGCCCUGUGUUCAGCUGUGCAGGGGGCAUCCUGCUCACUCAAAGGGAGGCUGUGCCCAGAUGUGUGUGUGUAACAUGGAACAGGAAAACAGGGAAGGUGUGUGUGUUCACACGUUGUUACAAUACCAGCAUUCCCAUCUCAUAUGUUCUAAUUCACUCUCUUAGGCUCUGUUUACACACAUGUCUAAUAUGGUAAUACAUCGAAAUUGCUGAACAUCCAAUUUCCCUGGAAGUUUGUCCACAAACAUAAGUUCCAAUCAUUGUGUGUAAAUAGCGCCAUGUAUCAUUGUGUGAUUCACAAGGAGCUUCUUUGUGUAGGUUUCCCCAUAUAUAUUCAUCAACCUGUCAGUAGCACAUACUAGACUUUAAUUUGUUUUUCACACACUGUGCUGUUUAAUUAUUGAGUCUCAUAUCAAAUAAGGUCACUAACCAGGCUUACAUCCAACCUUUUUAUGCUGUGUAAAGUACAUUUCAGAUAAAAAAGGUCAAGACAAGACUGAUGGAAACAUCUAAUUUGUCAGUAGACGUUCCAAAUGUCAGCCAAACAAAAUACGCUAGACAAGCUGGGAUCUUUUUGUGUCGGUAAAAUUCAUUAUGUGAGAAAAAGCGGAGGAAACGCCUUUACGCGCAAAUAUGUAUAUAUUAACCGUCAUACCGAAGUAAACUUAGAGUCACACGAUGACAUGGUGUGUGGUCUUUCCACUACGACACGGGAUACCAUGUAGUUUAUUAGGCUACAGACUUAGUCAACUUUACAGGGUGGUGAAAAUGCAAGGAGAUGAACUCCAUGCUCCUUUACAAUAAAUAUCGAGGGUCUCUUGAGCGCAAGUGCCAAGACCAGAGUGGGAAUAUUUGCUAUAUAACGCAAACAUUUUUGUGACUAAACCAUCAGUAGAGUUGAAAAUGAUAUUCUAUUUUUUAUUCAGUACAUGGGAAUUUAACUGCAAAAGUUAUUUUUAUGUGUACUACAUCAUCGUGCACAGUUUUUUUUAUCAGCAACGAGAACAUUUGUUGGAAACACAUCUCUGGUGGGAAAAUUGUUUUAAUGAGGACUUCAGAAUAUUCACACGAAAAUCUGUCGGCAAUUGGGUGGAAACCUAGCUUCUGAGAGAGUAAAUAUCACGCGCUGACUUCUUCUAAUCUCACACUGAUCCUGAACUAAGCCUGGGACUAGAUCAGGAUAUGUCUGCAUUGUAACAUGCCUCAUGCUGCUACUGCUGCGGAUGCUAUAGAUCUAGCUGCUGCUGCUGUGGAUGCUAUAGAUCUAGCUGCUGCUGCUGCGGAUGUUAUAGAUCUAGCUGC